GUUGGGACAGACCGUUUUCCAACUCAACUUGAGCCUACAUCUGUUCAGGCGCAUAUAUGAUCAUGGAGGCAGCAAUAUGAGAUUGAAUGACACGCAGAAGUGUGAAUAACAUGGUUCUUAAACAAGACAAAGAUGACUAGACAGCCGAUAUUGGAAGUGAGGCACGGAGCCGCAAUAAUCAACUUAAAUUGGCAAAGCGACGAGGUGACCACAUCACUACCUUCGAUGAUGAUACCGCCAUUAAGCUACGAAAUUCAGUCGACGACGUCGCCCGAUAAUGCCACUGACAGUAUUCUACAUUCUCUUUCUGGUACGCCGGGACCUACCUCCGAAGGAUUAAAUUCCUUUUACUUCUAUAAGACUGAGCAGUUUACGGUGCUUUGGGUGCUGUUUACAAUGAUAGUAUUGGGAAACUCGGCGGUCUUGGUAACCCUUCUCGUUAGUAAGAGCAGAAAGUCUAGAAUGAACUUCUUUAUUCGUCAACUCGCAAUUGCCGAUUUAUCGGUCGGUCUCAUUAGCGUUUCCACCGACAUUGUCUGGCGAAUUACAAUUUCGUGGUACGCUGGAAACGUACUCUGCAAGCUCAUCCGAUUUCUUCAAGCUUUGGUUACGUUUUCCUCGACUUAUGUUCUGGUGGCGUUGUCGAUCGACCGAUACGACGCCAUAACUCACCCCAUGAACUUUUCGGGCAGUUGGAAGCGUGCACGAAUACUUGUGGUGAUUGCGUGGCUUCUCAGUGCCCUAUUUGCGUUACCCACAAUGUUUCUGUUCGAGGAAAAGCCAAUUGAAGGAUUACCUCAGUGCUGGAUUGACCUAAAACCGUGGCAAUGGCGCGUGUACAUGACACUGGUGGCUUUGUCGCUGUUCUUUGUACCUGCCGUUAUAAUAAGCGCAUGCUACGCCGUCAUCGUAUGGACAAUUUGGUCAAAGAGUAAAUUACUAAUUCCAAUAGGUCACGUAUCCGUGCGACAAAGCGAAGACAAUAUUAGCAGAAGUAGAAGUUUCCGAGAAGAUCUCGAUACGCGACGAGCCAGCUCGCGAGGAAUCAUCCCGAGGGCAAAAAUUAAGACUGUUAAAAUGACAUUCGUUAUUGUAUUCGUGUUUGUCAUGUGCUGGAGCCCUUACAUUGUAUUUGAUUUACUUCAAGUGUACGACUACAUUCCCACAACGCAGACGAACAUAGCAAUUGCCACGCUAAUUCAAAGCUUGGCACCUUUAAAUUCGGCCGCAAAUCCAGUAAUUUAUUGUCUGUUUUCCACGCACAUGUGUCGACAUUUACGAAAACUUCCUCCCUGUACGUGGAUCUCGAGUUGUGUGUCGAUGUGUUUCCCUGACAUGCAAGGUUCUGGUCACUGCCUAGGAUACGGAAAUGGUGACUCGUCAGGUACCGUAACCACGUCUCUAACCCAAUCAUCGAGGAGAUCGGGCUCGGCGGCCUCUCUACGCCACACCAUCAGAUACGGCGUCCAGCCGACAUUGAACAAUGGCCACAAGGUCGCGAUAUCCGUCGUCUAGUCUAGUCAUUAUAGUUGUAAAUACGGAAACUGUGUUACAAAAUAAUACGUAAUAACUUUAUUGUAUAUUUUUGUAUAGCGAGUAGACGUACUUAGCAAAGUUCUUGUAAUGGAUAGGUGCUUAAGACUGAUCUGAUCCAAUUACCUUCAUUUUACCACAGUCAUGCUCAUUUCAAUCACUCACACACUGUUUGUAAAUUACGUGAUCGAAAGCGAUUCGAUCAAAGCAAUGUGUUCGUCUCAAGUCAGUUUGUACAUACCGUUAUACUGGUUCAAAUCUUAGUGUUGAGAUCGAUGUUAAAUGGAACGCCUUAAAAUACAGUUGCCAAAAUUGAUAAUAAUCCGGAAGGUUUUGAAAUUCAGAAUAAUAAUUGAAUAUGUACAAAGAACUAUUUUAUCUCGUACCUAAAAUAGGUUUGCUCAUCGGAAUAGGAAAUACGUUUAUGUUCUUCAACGGAAUUGUGUUUCGUAAGAUGACAAAACAGAAUAGUAUUAUAUUUUUGCUGCCGACUUCUAUAUAAUGUGUACAUGUGAUAUAAAUAGACAAAAAGUGUAUAUAAUGAAUGUAUAUUUUG
Messenger RNA from Photinus pyralis (common eastern firefly), 2089 nucleotides. It is a transcript of the gene Ccapr2, whose product is annotated as cardioacceleratory peptide receptor. Gene Ontology annotation, biological process: G protein-coupled receptor signaling pathway. Gene Ontology annotation, cellular component: membrane. Gene Ontology annotation, molecular function: vasopressin receptor activity. The record is from RefSeq and is a predicted model, not a curated record. Lineage: Eukaryota; Metazoa; Arthropoda; Insecta; Coleoptera; Lampyridae.